AUGGCUGAUGAGGUAGAUCUCAUGUCCUGGAUUUUUGAGUAUUUUGCAUCCUCUAGUACGCCAGAGGGAGAGUUACUUAUGAGGCCAGAAGAUCUUAUGAGGGCAGUAGUUCCGGUUUUCCCUCCAUCUGAGUCCCACCUUGUUAGAGAUGGAUAUUUGAGAGGGGAAAGAAAUCCUGGAGAUUUGCGCUGUUCUCCUUCUGAAUUUUUCAUGCUUUUUGAUGUAAACAAUGAUGGGCAUAUUUCUUUUAAAGAAUAUAUUUUCUUUGUGACACUACUAAGCAUCCCAGAAUCAAGUUUUUAUGUCGCCUUUAAAAUGUUUGACACAGAUGAUAGUGGAGAAAUCGAUAAGGAAGAGUUCAAGAAAGUGAUGGCUUUGAUGCGAGCCUGCAAUAGACAGGGUGCUAACCACAGGCAUGGACUUCGAACUGGGCUAAAAGUCAAUGGUUCUGUAGAAAAUGGAGGGCUUGUCGAGUACUUUUUUGGUAAAGAUGGGAAGGAUUGCCUCCAACUUGAUAAAUUUGUCAAAUUUUUGAGAGAUUUACAAGAUGAAAUGGUAAGGUUGGAGUUUGCUCACUAUGACUAUAAAUUACGAGGAACCAUAUUGGCAAAGGACUUUGCCUUGUCCAUGGUUGCUUCUGCCGACAUGACUCAUUUAAGCAAUUUGCUCAAUCGGGUUGAUGAAUUGAACAAUAAACCACAUCUUAAAGACGUGCGCAUCACAUUUGAGGAAUUCAAAAGUUUUGCUGAGCUUCGUAAAAAAUUGCAGCCAUUGUCUUUGGCCCUUUUCAGCUAUGGAAAAGCAAAUGGCUUGUUAACACAAGAGGAUUUCCAGCGAGCUGCUUCUCAUGUUUGUGGCGUAUCUCUCACUGACAAUGUGGUCGAAAUCAUCUUCCAUGUGUUUGAUUCGAACCGAGAUGGAAAUUUAAGCUUAGCCGAGUUUGUUAGAGUUUUACACCAACGGGGAAGGGACAUUGCUCAACACGUGGAUACAGGAAUCAUGGUUCUCGACUAA
This is a messenger RNA of Prunus armeniaca (apricot), 1014 nucleotides long. The record is from the annotation of a GenBank genome assembly. Lineage: Eukaryota; Viridiplantae; Streptophyta; Magnoliopsida; Rosales; Rosaceae.